Ctenocephalides felis (cat flea) is the source of this 882-nucleotide messenger RNA. RefSeq names its product geminin-like. Gene Ontology annotation, cellular component: nucleus. The transcript has 5 exons. Bases 161 to 697 code for a protein of 178 amino acids. NCBI's taxonomy places the organism in Eukaryota, Metazoa, Arthropoda, Insecta, Siphonaptera, Pulicidae. The record is from RefSeq and is a predicted model, not a curated record. Gene Ontology annotation, biological process: negative regulation of cell cycle; negative regulation of DNA replication.
GUUAUUGUCUUCGCGUAUUUGUUUUCGGGUACUUGGAAAGCGGGAUUUAGCUUUUGGUUAGUUUUAGUCCUGACAAUAAAUGUUUUCGUUGACUAGUGUUCUUAAGUGAUACUUGUAACUUGUAAUUUACAUUUUUUAAUUGAUUCUUAGUUUUUGAAUCAUGGCAAAUAACGCUACGAUAAAAUUCGCAUCGAUGGAGCAACAGGAAAAUCUGUUGAAUACACGUAAAACUUUCAAAGUUCUUCAGCAAGCAGCAACUGACAAAGAAAAUUUGGCUGGAAGGCCUACAAGCAAAAUUUGUGCUACUAAAGAAUCAUCAAACAAAGUGCAUAUUGACUUUAUUGAUAAAAAUGAUUUGAAACGAAAGAAGAUUGCAACCACAAGUAAAGGAGUUCAGGCAGAUGCUGCCUCUUCUAUCACAGCCGAUGAUUUGACAUCUGAUGCGCCUUCUAGUGAACAUUAUUGGCAGGUAAUAGCUGAAAGAAGGCGGGAGGCUCUGGACAAAACUUUGGAAGAAAAUGAAUUAUUACAUGGACAAAUUGCUGAUUUAGUUGAAGAAAACAAAAGUAUAAAAGACAUGCUAGAUGAAUCCAGGUCGCUAAUUGAAGUGCUAACUGAAAUGUUAAAUGAAAGUUCAAAUCCUGUUAAUGCAAGUGUUGCUGAGGAAGCAAUUGAAGAUGCUGUCCAAGAGUCAUAAAUUUAUUUUAAAUUAGUAUUUAUUUGAUUUUAUAUAAAAGUAAUAUAAUUUUCAUAAAACUUUGAGAAAUAUAUUUUACGGUCUCCUUUAGUGAAAUGUGGAAAUGAGGCUCUUAAACUAUAUGUACUAAUGUUGGAAUUAUUUGUUCAAUGAAUGGCAAUAUUUUUGCAUUAGAACUGAAGUUA